AUGUAUACUCCAUUCUUCCGAAAGAGGGACUUGAUAGAUCAAGGAUAUAAUCCCCAGGUGGAGAAGAUAAGAAGAGACGAAUAUCCACAGAUUAGAGAUGCUGUCUACCUUGACCACAGUGGAACAACAUUGUAUAGUAGCUCACUAGUAAAGGCUUUCACCAAGGAUCUUUUGAACAACCUUUAUGGAAAUCCACACUCCCACAACCCAUCGUCCACCCUGUCUUCGGACCGAAUAGAAGCUGUCCGCCUCAGAGUCCUAGGGCUCUUCAAAGCCGACCCGGCCGAGUACGACGUUGUGUUUUGCGCCAAUGCUACUGCUGCAAUCAAAUUAGUAGCAGACUCCUUUGCUGGACACAUCGGUGGGUUUGAAUACAAAUACCACAGAGAUGUCCACACAUCACUUGUGGGGGUCCGAGAAUUGGCAACCUCUUCCCAAUGCUUCGACUCCGAGCACGAAACCGAAACCUGGCUUUCCUCGGAAAAGACUGCCGAAGAAAAUAAACUCGGUCUCUUUGCUUGGCCAGGGCAAUCCAACUUUUCCGGUCACCGUCUCCCACAGAAUGAUUGGUCUGGUCUUCUUCGCAGUCGCCGUCCAAACUACUACUCCCUCUUUGACGCGGCAGCUCUUGCAAUGACCAAGCCUAUCGACUUCAGUAAUCCUUCCGAGGCGCCAGACUUUAUGUCUUUGAGCUUCUACAAGAUGUUUGGUUUCCCAAAUCUUGGUGCCCUCAUCGUUCGCCGUGCGUCUGCCAAGGUUCUCGUAUCUCGGCGCUAUUUCGGCGGUGGAACCGUGGACUCCCUCAUCGUCAACAAGGACUGGAAAGUCAAAAGAACCAACGGAGACCCGCAUGAAUUUCUCGAAGACGGCACAUGCGCCUUCCACUCCAUAAUAGCCUUAGGACAUGCCAUGACUUGCCAUUCCAAGCUGUUUGGGGGGUUCGCACAAAUCUCACUUCACACAUCAUCACUCGCAUCUUUCCUUACUGCAAGGAUGUCGGCACUAGUACACCCAAAGACCGGCAUCAGGGUUGUUGACCUUUACUGCGAAAGUGAACACGCCAACACCCACACCCAGGGACCAGUCAUCACAUUCAACCUCCGAUCAGCCAAUGGGGGUUGGAUUGGCUACUCAGGUGUCGAAUCUGCAGCCGCGGGAAAGAAGAUUCACAUUCGUACGGGCGGGCAUUGUAACCCGGGUGGUGUAUCCUACUUUUGCGGGCUUUCGGGUGAAGAGAUGGAAAGAAACUUCAAAAACGGACAUGUUUGUGGAGAUGGCCACGACGUCAUGAAUGGAAAGCCAACUGGAGCUGUGAGAGUUUCACUGGGCGCUAUGACUACCAUUGAGGAUGUCCUGAAGUUCCUAGACUUCAUCAAAGAGGAAUACGUCGAAAAGGAUAAUAGCAAGUGGAGGGCACGCGGAGGUAGGGUGGCUAACAUGCUCUGUAACCUUGUUGAGUUUUGA
Molecule: messenger RNA, 1464 nt
Organism: Morchella sextelata
Lineage: Eukaryota; Fungi; Ascomycota; Pezizomycetes; Pezizales; Morchellaceae
Exons: 2
Coding region: 1-1464 (487 amino acids)
Biological process (GO): molybdopterin cofactor metabolic process
Molecular function (GO): molybdenum cofactor sulfurtransferase activity
Source: RefSeq, a predicted model, not a curated record